AUGAAUUGGCUAGAAAUAGGAAUCGGUGAAUCGCAACAACCCAUUGAGACUUCAAUGACUAUGGAGGAUUUAGCAAAAGUGGUGUAUAUGCUAGCGGAUUACGUUAAAUGGAAACGAUUUUGUCUUUUAGGGUACUUUAUGGGUGGAAUGAUUGCACUUACAGCGGCAUUAAACACUUCACCAGGAUUUAAAAUCGAAAAGUUGGUGCUUUGCUCAACAACCUCAAAAACAAUUUUCAGCGAGUACAUCGAAGGUCUGAAAAGUUUCGAUAAACAGAGUUUCACACCCGAGCAAAAGAAGAAAUUCGUAUUAAAAAUGUUAGAAAUCAAUUUCGCAAAAGAAUGGAUUGAAGUAAACCCAAGUGUUUAUGCUCAAAUAGUUGAAAGUGAAAAGAAGUCGACGAAUCGCAAAAGUCCUGCUGUGAUUGUUAAACAAACACAAGCAAUAGAUAAAUUUAAUGCUGAAUCGGAACUAAGUGAUAUUCUGAUUCCGACUCUUAUUCUUCAUGGUGAUAAAGACAACCUUAUUCCAAUUUAUAACGGAGAAGCAAUUCAUCGUAGAAUGCCUAAUUCUAAAUUUGUUGCAUUGGAAAAUGUUGGAUAUUUAUUUUAUAUAGAGUAUCCAGGCUCAGCUAAAAUUAUUGGUGCAUUCCUUGCGUCGGAAGAUUAUUCUAUUUCCAAGUAA
Molecule: messenger RNA, 684 nt
Organism: Ambispora gerdemannii
Lineage: Eukaryota; Fungi; Glomeromycota; Glomeromycetes; Archaeosporales; Ambisporaceae
Source: the annotation of a GenBank genome assembly